Eruca vesicaria subsp. sativa (arugula) is the source of this 591-nucleotide messenger RNA. The record is from the annotation of a GenBank genome assembly. Lineage: Eukaryota; Viridiplantae; Streptophyta; Magnoliopsida; Brassicales; Brassicaceae.
AUGAGGAAAGAAGCUGAGAGCUCUGCCGUUGAUUCCAAAAGCAUUAGAGAUGCCAUCUGCAACGCUGGUGCUGGAGCCGCCGCUGGUGCAAUCGCUGCGACUUUUGUUUGCCCAUUGGAUGUAAUCAAGACAAGGUUACAGGUUCUUGGCCUUCCAGAAACUCAAAGAGGUAGUGUGAUCGUUACAAGCCUAGGGAAUAUACUAAAGAAAGAAGGUGUUAGGGGAAUGUUUAGAGGCCUUUCACCAACCAUCAUAGCUCUCCUUCCAAAUUGGGCUGUGUACUUCUCUGUUUAUGGAAAGUUAAAGGAUCUUCUCCAGUCAAAUGGUAUAUAUAUACUACUCAAUGCAUCACAAUUUUUUUUUCUUAGUUUUUUUUUAAUUUUCUUUAAUGUUGUUAAUAUUCUCGUGAUAGAUGGAAAUCUAAGUAUUGGGGCGAACAUGGUAGCUGCUGCUGGUGCUGGAGCUUCAACAUCUAUUGCAACUAACCCACUUUGGGUUGUCAAAACAAGAUUAAUGAUGCUCACUGUCCUAAUCAUAUCAUCCGAAGCAGAUCUCAUGUUUCGUCCCUUUCAACCAUUACCCUCGGGAUAA